Messenger RNA from Rubroshorea leprosula, 2369 nucleotides. The record is from the annotation of a GenBank genome assembly. Lineage: Eukaryota; Viridiplantae; Streptophyta; Magnoliopsida; Malvales; Dipterocarpaceae.
AAUUAGGGUUUUUCAAGGGUUUAGAGGAAUUCGAAACUGCGAAAUUCUCAUCCUCACCUCACAAUUUCAGAUUCUCAGCAUGAGAAGAUCUUCAAUUUCACUUCUCUCACGUUUUGCUCGGCACAGAUGCGUCUUAUCUAGAAGUUACAUUUCGGAACCUUCGUCGUCUUCUUCUUCGUCUUCUUCUUCGUCUUCUUCUUCAUCACUUCUGUCACCUGGACAGGACCUCAAAUCCUGUAGCAAAACACAUGGGAUGAUUCUUAGAACCAACCAAUUUCGAACAAACCCAUCUCGAAAUCUCGAUACCCUCGUAGAGAAACCAGCCCAGAUGAGCUCUAGGCAGAGAAAAGUUAAACAAAGAUCUGAUCUUGAAGAUGCUUUUGAGUCUGCAAAAACGACUGAAGAAAUGCUCAAAGCGUUUAAAGAUAUGGAGGCUUCAUUUGAUGAGAAAGAGCUUGGAAUGGCUUUAUUGAAAGUAGGGCUCCAACUUGAUCGCGAAGGUGAGGACCCAGAAAAAGUUAUCUCUUUUGCAAAUAGAGCUUUGAAAGCACUGGAAAAAGAUGAUAAACCUUCUUUUCCUGUUGCCAUGGCUUUACAAUUAUUGGGUUCUGUUAAUUAUAGGUUAAAAAAGUUCGGUGAUGGUUUGGGGUAUCUUAAUAGGGCUAAUAGGCUACUGUUUAGGUUGGAGGAAGAGGGUGUUAGUGUUGAGGAUAUUAGGCCAGUGUUGCAUGCUGUGCAGCUUGAAUUGUCGAAUGUGAAAACAGCUAUGGGGAGGAGAGAGGAGGCACUUGAGAACCAUAGGAAGUGUUUGGAGAUUAAGGAGUUGAUGCUUGAGAAAGAUAGUAGGGAACUGGGCGUGGCUUACAGGGAUCUGGCUGAGGCUUAUGUUGCAGUUUUAAAUUUUAAGGAGGCCUUGCCAUAUGGUUUGAAGGCAUUGGAGAUACAUAAGGAAUUGGGGCAGAACUCAGUAGAGGUUGCACAUGAUAGGAGGCUUCUUGGAGUCAUUUACACGGGUUUAGAGGAGCAUGAGAAGGCACUAGAGCAAAACUUGUUAUCACAGAAAGUGUUGAAGAGUUGGGGUCUUAGUUCUGAGUUGCUUCAUGCAGAGAUUGAUGCUGCAAAUAUGCAGAUUGCAUUGGGAAAUUUUGAUGAAGCUAUUAAUACUUUAAAGGGUGUAGUUAACCAGACAGAGAAAGAUAGUCGGAAUCGAGCCCUGAUUUUUAUUUCAAUGGGAAAGGCAUUAUGUAAUCAGGAAAAAUUUGCAGACUCAAAGAGGUGUUUAGAAAUUGCUUGUGGGAUACUUGGAAAGAAAGAAAUACACUAUCCACUCGAAGUUGCUGAGGCAUACUCUGAGAUAUCCAUGCAAUAUGAGAAUAUGAAUGAGUUUGAGACUGCAAUUUCCUUGUUAAAGAGAUCAUUAGCCUUACUAGAGAAGCAACCUCAAGAACAGCACUCAGAGGGCAGCAUUUCAGCUAGAAUAGGGUGGUUACUUCUUUUGUCUGGUAAGGUGCUACAGGCAAUUCCAUACUUAGAGAGUGCAGCAGAGAUGUUGAAAGAGAGCUUUGGAUCCAAGCAUUUUGGAGUGGGAUAUAUUUACAAUAAUUUGGGUGCAGCAUAUUUGGAACUUGACAGACCGCAGUCUGCUGCACAAGUGUUUGCAGUUGCAAAGGACAUCAUGGAUGUCUCACUUGGUCCCAACCAUGCUGAUUCAAUUGAUGCUUGUCAGAACCUUUCUAAAGCAUACGGAGCCAUGGGAAGCUACACCCUUGCAAUUGAAUUUCAGCAGCGAGUAAUUGAUGCAUGGGAAAGCCAUGGACCAAGUGCAGAAGAUCAGUUGAGAGAAGCCAAACGACUUCUUGAAGAAUUAAAGAAAAAAGCCUUUGUUGCAUCCACAAAUGAAGAUCCUAUGAAGGCCUUGCCGUUGCCCCAGAAUAUUUCCCCUCCCAUAAGUUCAGAAGCCAAUUUUGCCAUCAAUCAGAAUUAAGUUCAAUUGUACUUCAAAGUUCAAACAUCCUUGCAGUUGUUUGUGCUUGGCUUUGUCAUUCAAGUGGUAAGUAUCACUUUUUGCUUGAUAAAAUUUUUAUUACAUUUGUAGUGCUAAAGUUACUUAAACAGAUUCUUUCCCCCCACAAAAGUUUUCAGAAAACCACGUUUGGUUGUCUAUAUGUUUAUUAGUAAAAUCUUGAAAAGAUAUUGUACUUGGAGAAGCUUAGUAAUGCUUUUUCUUUGUUCUCCCAAUAUUAAGUCUUCUCAUGAAUCUCUUUCUAUACAUCGUCUUUCAUCUUAGCUUGAGAUCGUCUGAAGAAAAAUCUCAUCAAUGUUCUCUGAAGUUGUUCAACUGAGGAUGUUAAUCAAAAGUUUACAAUCAU